Molecule: messenger RNA, 493 nt
Organism: Aspergillus pseudonomiae
Lineage: Eukaryota; Fungi; Ascomycota; Eurotiomycetes; Eurotiales; Aspergillaceae
Exons: 1
Coding region: 179-361 (60 amino acids)
Source: RefSeq, a predicted model, not a curated record
GCGAGCGGAGCUCACUCAAUGGGAAGAAACGAUUUACUCUCCCCUGCAUGAUACUGGCAUUGCCGAGCCGGAGAGUGUUGGAAUUAUGAUCAAUCUAACUGCCAUGCACUACCAGUGAGUUCUGACCCUGCGAGUAUACGAUUAUAUUCUCGCUCAUGAAAUUUAUAGUACCGCUCGCAUGGUCCUGGGCCAUUAUGAGACACUUCUUGUGGAAAGUCAUCGUGAUAUGAUUCAAGACCACUCAACAUCGAUCCUAUUACCUUUAGCGAAGGACUUGAAAGAAUCUGUAUAUCAGAUCACGCAAAAGCUUGGUUAUUUUAGUGCAAGGAACCUAACAGAGCAUAUCCCAUUGAGUGUGUAAGUUCUGACAAAUUUUCCCUCGCCCUUGGCAAUACACCCUCAGUCCCUAGUUGCCUAUUUCAACAUCCAAAUUGAGGCUAGACUGGCGCUCACACUGGGUUUUUUUUUUUUUUUUUUUGUUUUGUUCUGUUUU